GGUCUUGAACACAGCCUCGCUGCACCAUUGGUCGGGAGAAUACGGAAGUCUUCUCAUGUACCGAUGCGUUCGGGUAAAAUAGUGAAUGUAUAUUCUAGAUUUAUAGGGGUCAAAUAUCAUAAACCACAUAGGCCCUACUUGCUGUCAUCUAUUGUUCGUCGCUUACGAGUAGUGUCUUUACAAGCAGUCGAAAUGGCCACUGUCUGGUCAGAGAAAAUGCUACAAUUGCUCCGUAAAAUGAAUAACUUCCAUUCACCAGGGUCCUGCCGCGCCAGAUGUCUGCGCUUCAUGGUGGCGGACCAACAGGUCGGUUGGAUCCUCCCUCAAAUGGCCGCCAUUUUGAGGAACUUCCCAGACGUCUUCGAUCCGCCCAACGACGGCGCCCUUUCCCUCAGCUCGAGGCUGGACACUCACUCCAAGAGGUCAGAGGAAGUCGACCGCGUCCUGCAGAGCCUGAGACGCAGCGACGCGCUGACAUGUUUGAAGGGAUGGAGGGAUGAGAGGUAUGACGUCAUGGCCAGAUACUGCGACGCCCCACUGAUGUCUAUGGAGCGAUCAGCAACCAGCCUGUUUGGGGUGAGGAGGUACGGCGUCCACAUCAACGGGUUCUGCCGGAGCGCCGACGGGGGGCUCAGGAUGUGGCUGGCCCGCCGCUCCGCCACCAAGCAGACGUACGCCGGCCGCCUGGACAACCUGGCGGCCGGCGGCCUGGCUGCAGGGAUGGGCAUCGGAGACACUGCGCUAAAGGAGUGUGAAGAGGAGGCCUGCAUCCCAGCAGCCAUCGCUGUGAAGGCUAGAUCGGUCACCACGGUGAGCUACACCUACGAGGAAGAGGAAGGAAUUUUUCCAGAGAGCCAGUUUGUCUUCGACCUCGAACUUCCUGCUGAUUUCCAGCCCAGAGUUGGUGACGGAGAAGUGCAGGAGUUCUACUUUCUGCCGCUGGAUAAGGUGAAAGAGAUGCUGGUCGGUGGAGACUUCAAACCAAACUGUGCCAUGGUGGUGCUGGACUUUCUCAUAAGACACUCCUGUAUAGAGCCAGAUACAGAGCCUUACUAUCAGGAGUUUGUGACGGGGCUUCAUCAAACCUUAUAGGAUUAAGAUCUGGAACACCAUAUACUCUUGAUGCUGUCAAAUAUAUUUCACCCUGUCCUGAAUACAAAACAUUUAUUUUAACCCAUUACUCCUUAGUAAAUACUGUGAAAUAAA
This is a messenger RNA of Gadus macrocephalus (Pacific cod), 1206 nucleotides long. It is a transcript of the gene tpk2, whose product is annotated as thiamin pyrophosphokinase 2. The coding region runs from base 64 to 1092 and encodes 342 amino acids. The record is from RefSeq and is a predicted model, not a curated record. Gene Ontology annotation, molecular function: 8-oxo-dGDP phosphatase activity. Lineage: Eukaryota; Metazoa; Chordata; Actinopteri; Gadiformes; Gadidae. The transcript has 8 exons.